Quercus lobata is the source of this 2313-nucleotide messenger RNA. RefSeq names its product transcription factor MYB3R-3-like. NCBI's taxonomy places the organism in Eukaryota, Viridiplantae, Streptophyta, Magnoliopsida, Fagales, Fagaceae. The transcript has 9 exons. The coding region runs from base 134 to 1942 and encodes 602 amino acids. Gene Ontology annotation, molecular function: RNA polymerase II cis-regulatory region sequence-specific DNA binding; DNA-binding transcription factor activity, RNA polymerase II-specific. The record is from RefSeq and is a predicted model, not a curated record. Gene Ontology annotation, cellular component: nucleus. Gene Ontology annotation, biological process: regulation of DNA-templated transcription.
UCUCUCUCUCUUUUUGUUUCAACGGGCGAGAAUUUUUCGAAACCAAGAAAGAAAAAAAGAGAAAAAAAAAAGCUCUCUCUGUUCUCUCUGAGAUAGUUUUCUUGGACUCGAAUUUUUCGGUCUCAUCUCGUCGAUGAGCUCCACUUCGAUUCCCGCCACUACUGCUGAAGCAACGAAUGAUGAAAUGGCUGGGUUGAAACUAGAAGAGUGUUGUCUUGAGAAUAAACAAUCCACCGCGGCUUCGAGCUCCACCUCAUCUGAAGGCAGUGGCAGUGCAAUUGUUAAGUCCCCGGGGGUGUGUAGCCCGGCUCCAACAUCUCCAGCUCAUCGGAGAGCCACUGGCCCAAUCAGACGAGCGAAAGGAGGUUGGACUGCACAGGAGGAUGAGACAUUAAGGAAUGCUGUUGCAGCUUUUAAGGGGAAGAGUUGGAAAAAAAUAGCUGAGUUUUUCCCUGAUAGAUCAGAAGUGCAAUGUCUGCAUCGAUGGCAGAAAGUUCUUAAUCCAGAUCUUAUAAAAGGACCAUGGACUCAAGAGGAGGAUGAUAAAAUCAUAGAACUGGUAUCAAAAUAUGGGCCUACAAAGUGGUCUUUGAUAGCCAAGUCUUUGCCUGGUCGUAUAGGGAAACAAUGUCGAGAGAGGUGGCACAAUCAUUUGAAUCCAGAUAUAAAGAAGGAUGCUUGGACACCAGAGGAGGAAUUAGCUCUCAUGAAAGCCCAUCGGAUACAUGGGAACAAAUGGGCUGAAAUAGCUAAGGUUCUACCUGGAAGAACUGACAAUGCUAUUAAGAAUCACUGGAAUAGUUCCUUGAAGAAAAAGUUAGAUUUUUUUUUGGCUACUGGGCAACUUCCAGUAGUUGCAAAGAACAGUCCCCAAAAUGGUGCUAAAGAUACUAGUAGAUCUACUGCAACAAAAAACUUACUUGUUAGUUCAAAUAAAGGCUCAGAUUCAACCGCUCAAUCCUCAUCAGGAACUACAGACAUUUGUAAGACAAAUGAAAAUAGCAAGGAUCAGUUAGCAUCCUCUGCCCCACCUCGUGAUAUGGGUGCUUCAUUAAAUGUCAUUCUGAAUUCUGCUGAUUCAGAAUGUGAAGAAUGCAAGGCAGCAUCAUUUAAUAUAGAUCUUAGCCGCAGCAACUCAGGGUCGGUGCCAAAGUUUGAGAAUUCUGGAUUCAACAGUGAGGCAAAGUUUGAGAGUUGUACAACUAACAGCAAGCCGACUAUUGAUAAUUGUGGAAUCAAUGAUGAACCAAUGUUUGAGAGACGUGAAAUCAACAACGAAAUUGAUGAAGACAAAUUUAUUGGAACACCUUUGACUAUUGAAACUCCAACAUAUGGUUCUUUGUACUAUGAGCCACCACAGUUAGAAGGUUGUAAUCCAUUAGAUUCCGAUUUUUUAAAAUUGUGUUACAUCAACUCUAGUCCGAUUCUAUCACCUAUUAGAUUCUUCACUCCACCUUGUGUGAAGAGCGGUGGUUUAGGCAUGCAGAGUCCUGAAUCAAUAUUGAAAAUGGCUGCUAAGAGCUUCCCCAAUACUCCUUCCAUAUUUAGAAAGAGGAAGACAGAAGGUCAAAAGCAUCUGCAUACUGAUAAAAUUGCAAAAGCAGAUAAGGAAUCGGUCAAGGAUGUUGUUCAUGCUUCUGAUGAACAGAAAAUAAUCAACAGCUUGGAGACGUCUGAAUCACAAGAUGGAAGUUUGUGUGAGAGUCCUACUUGUCAUGGCAACAGCAUUGCUGGGGCUAAUGGUAAGGCUUUUAAUGCAUCUCCUCCAUACCGGUUAAGAUCUAAACGAACUGCUGUUUUGAAGUCUGUGGAGAAACAACUUGAGUUCACAUUUGACAAAGAGAAGUGUGAUGGUAACACCAAAUCCAUGGAAUUAUCCACAAAGGGAAGCUCCCCUGUUACUGAAGAUUGCUCGCAUGCAGCAAAGAUUGGAGUGACCUAGGGCUUUAAUCGGAUAAAGGCUGGACGUAUUUUGAAGUUGGCUGACAGUAUCCUUCACGACCAAUUUUCAGAUUCUAUAGAAGCUGCUCAAAACUCAAAAUUGACUCUGCCCACGGAAUAUUCAAUAGUCAGUGCCACAAUCAUCUUGCAGAUACUAGGUACUUCAGACAAUUUUUUUCGUCAUAUCCACACGGACAAAAGUGAGUGGCAGUUAGAUUUUGGUAAGUGUAAAAUAAGAAAAAAUAGGUCCUAAAUUAUAUAUGAAAAUAUAUUGACUGUACUGGAUUUGUACAGAUAUGAGAUAUCCCAUCAUGAAGAGGAAAAAUGAUGCCUGGAAAAAUUCUAAAAUAAAGCGUAGCCCCUUUCCAUGUC